AUUCAAAAUGGCGGAAAGACUUGCUUCUCAAACAUUGCAGAAAUUUGCUGAAUUAGAAGAGCUCGCUCAAGAAAUAAUGGAAGAUAAACAACAGAUCAGAAGAACUUAGAAGAGGAAAUAAGCAGGCUAAGGAAAGACUUGAAGCCAAAAGUUUCAAAGCUCCAUGAACUGGAGGGAUUACCAGAGGUGAAGGGAUUUGACUUAACUGCUCUGACAAAAGAUGAUUUGCAGAGUCUGGAGCCAUGAUCCCUCAAAGGAGGAGCAGAAAUGGCUGCACUACUACCUUACACACAGACUAUGCUCUAUAAACAAGUCAUCCAAGGCUGAAGAAUAUCACAAGAUACAAAUCUUCAGUUAUUCAAAACAGCAAAGGUAUACCUUUGAAGGAGGGGGGCAAGAACUGGGAUGCAAGUGACCCCUGUUUAUCAAAAAAGGUAGCACUAAGUGUGGAAUAUCUCCAAUGAAAAUCCUGCCAACACCAUGGAAGAAAAUGCAAGAUAUGAUUUUGUGACCAUAAGGGCACUGGUGCCAGAUUGCUGAGAAAGUCAAGACUAUUGGAUUACACAUGGAACACUACAAACUGAGUCUUGUCUUACUUAUGUUAAUAUUGCCUGACUUUUAUUUUUGAUAUUUCCUUCAGGUGAAAGAGCAGCAAUAAAUAUUCACCAUUUUUAAGCAAA
Messenger RNA from Pocillopora damicornis (cauliflower coral), 680 nucleotides. Its product is annotated as p53 and DNA damage-regulated protein 1. The record is from RefSeq and is a predicted model, not a curated record. NCBI's taxonomy places the organism in Eukaryota, Metazoa, Cnidaria, Anthozoa, Scleractinia, Pocilloporidae.